Messenger RNA from Dromaius novaehollandiae (emu), 1440 nucleotides. RefSeq names its product sperm-associated antigen 4 protein-like. The record is from RefSeq and is a predicted model, not a curated record. Gene Ontology annotation, cellular component: meiotic nuclear membrane microtubule tethering complex; nuclear envelope. The transcript is spliced from 8 exons. Gene Ontology annotation, molecular function: protein-membrane adaptor activity. Bases 37 to 921 code for a protein of 294 amino acids. Lineage: Eukaryota; Metazoa; Chordata; Aves; Casuariiformes; Dromaiidae.
UGCUUUUCCGCUUUGACGGCAACGUGCUCACUGUGAAUGGGCUUGCCCAAAGCUUGCAACUGCGGUAACAACAGCAUUGCCUCUUUUCUAGGCAAAAGAUGCCCCAGAAGAAAAAAAGGCUCUGGAAAGUCCUCUUCUGCAUCUCUGCCACUCUUGGAGCUGCCAGAGCAGUCUGCAGUGGAGACGAACCCCUUGCAGAACUCGCUUGCUUUGUUGAGGCAGCAAGUCCACAAGACGCAGCUUCUGUGGGAGCAGGUGGCUCGCCUGAGUGCCGAGAUCAGCAGUGUGAAGAAGGAAGUUCAGCAGCUGAGAGAGGCAAUGCCCGAGACCGCUCUGCAGGACUAUGCCCACAUGUCCGACAGGGCCCUCAGAAGCUCAGGUGCCACCAUCGACAUCCGGAGAACGUCCAAGAGCUACGAGGGGCCAGAGCAUGGGCUCUGCAGGGCUCUGUGGUUGCUCUGCUCUGCUGCAAACCCUCCACAAACAAUUCUGCAGCCAGACGUGACUCCCGGACAGUGCUGGCCUUUCCAAGGGUCUCGGGGGCAGGUGGUCAUUCGGAUGCCUGCACCCAUCCAGCCAACCGCUGUCACCGUGCAGCACAUCUACAAAGCAGUCUCUCCGUCCGGGACCGUCAGCAGCGCCCCCCGACAUUUCACUGUCUCGGGAGUGGACGAGGAGGCGGAAGAAGAAACUCUCCUUGGGACAUUCAUGUACGACGUGGAAAAAGAGGCCAUGCAGACCUUCCCUCUCAAGCAGGAGCUUUCCAGAGCCUUUCAAUACAUAAAACUUUUUGUGCGGAGCAACUGGGGAAACACGGAGUUCACCUGCAUUUACCGCGUGCAGGUUCACGGGAAGGUGGCGAGCCAGACCUCCUCUCCGCAACCCGAAGACAUGAGGAGACCUCUUCUUAAUAAGAAAUAAAAAGAGGAAAACAAGCAAAGGCAGGCCCAGGGACAUGGCAGGGUGCACUGUAACCGGAGGCCUGGGGUAACGGCAGCUGCCGAGGGAGCACCCGACCCGGGGUAGCGGCAGGACCGGGGCUACUGUCACGGACCCAGGGCAACAGCAGGGUGGGAAAAUGGCACGCGAGGUAACGCCAUGCUCCAGGGUAACAGCACGGCCCUUAUUUGACACAGCAGCCCGGGAGAGCAGCACGUCAGUGGAUAGCUCUAGAGCCGGGAUAACGGCAAGGCCUGGGGUGAUGGCAGCCCCUGUUAAUGGCAGUCCCGGAGCAGAGGCAGCCCGGGAAGCCGCUGGCUGCGGGUAACAGCAGGGCUGCAGCAGCGGCAGGAGCAGGUAAGGGCAUGCUCGGGGUCCCGGAAGGCCUAGGCACCCCAGCCCGCACAGAAGGACCCUUUCAGUCCCUGCCUGCAGAGAGGGACCAUGUCAUCAGUGCCAGCUGCUGCUUUAGCCAGUGCAAAGAAGCUGGACUGCUGUGGC